Molecule: messenger RNA, 3262 nt
Organism: Populus euphratica (Euphrates poplar)
Lineage: Eukaryota; Viridiplantae; Streptophyta; Magnoliopsida; Malpighiales; Salicaceae
Product: putative disease resistance protein RGA4
Exons: 5
Molecular function (GO): ADP binding
Source: RefSeq, a predicted model, not a curated record
UAUCGUCAAUUCGUCGUUGUCGCUCUCUUUUUCUUUUUCUUUUUUAAAUUAAAUUAAAUUAAAUUAAACAGACAGAUGGCAGCGGCACUUUUAUCGCCAAUUUUGGAGCAGUUAACGAGGAUUGUUGCUCAAGAGGUACAAGAAGAGGUGAACCUAGUAGUGGGUGUGAAGAAACAAGUCGUCAAGCUGAAAAGCAAUCUCCUUGCUAUUCACUCUGUCCUUGAAGAUGCAGAUAGAAAACAAGUGAAGGAUGAGGCAGUGAGAGAUUGGGUAGACAAGCUCAAAGAUGUAUGUUAUGAUAUGGAUGACGUGCUAGAUGAAUGGAGCUCUGCAAUUCUUAGAUGGAAAAUGGGGGAUGCUGAAGAAAAUACUCACAGCCAACAGAAGAUACGGUGUUCCUUCCUGGGAUCUCCUUGCUUUUGUUUCAAUCAAGUGGUUCGACGUCGAGACAUUGCCCUCAAGAUCAAAGAAGUAUGUGAAAAGCUGGACGAGAUUGCCAAAGAGAAAGCUAUGUAUGGCUUUGAGUUGUACAGAGCCACAGAUGAACUCCAACGAAUAACAAGUACUUCCCUUGUUGAUGAAUCAAUCGUAAGUGGUCGAGAUGAUGAAAGGGAAGCUGUAGUAAGCAAGUUGCUGGGUGAAAGUAGUCAGGAAGCAGGGGACGUGUAUGCCAUCUCUCUAGUAGGGCUGGGCGGAAUUGGAAAAACAACUCUCGCCCAACUAGCUUUUAAUGAUGCUGAGGUUACGGCUCAUUUUGAGAAAAAGAUAUGGGUGUGUGUUUCAGAUCCAUUUGAUGAGGUCAGAAUAGCCAAAGCUAUCCUUGAGCAGCUUGAAGGGAGGGCACCGGAUUUGGUUGAAUUACAAUCUCUUUUGCAAAGGGUUUCUGAAUCCAUUAGGGGAAAGAGGUUCCUUCUUGUCCUUGAUGAUGUAUGGACGGAAAAUCAUAGACAAUGGGAACAACUGAAACCAUCUCUCACAGGCUGUGCACGAGGAAGCAGAAUUCUAGUGACCACUCGUAAGGACGCUGUGGCAACGAUGAUGGGAAGUACUGGCCACCGGAUCAACAUUAAGGAAUUGUCCGACGAGAUGUGCGGGUCAAUAUUCAAUCAUGUUGCAUUCCAGGAAAGAAGCAAAGAUGAGCGGGAAAGAUUGACAGAUAUCGGCGAGAAAAUUGCAAACAAGUGCAAGGGCUUGCCUCUAGCUGCCAAGGUAUUAGGAGGUCUAAUGCAGUCUAAAAGAACAAGAGGAGAGUGGGAACGUGUUUUAUCUAGCGAACUGUGGAGGCUAGAUGAGGUUGAUAGAGAUCAGGUUGAAAGACGAAUAUUUAUACCUUUGCUUUUGAGUUACUACGAUUUACCUUCUGUGGUAAGACGAUGUUUCUUGUAUUGUGCCAUGUUUCCAAAAGACUACGAGAUGGGAAAAGAUGAGUUGGUGAAGAUGUGGAUGGCUCAAGGUUACCUCAAGGAGAAUUCAGGUGGAGAUAUGGAGCUUGUAGGGGAGCAGUACUUUCAAGUCUUAGCAGCGCGCUCUUUCUUCCAAGAUUUUAAGACGUAUGGUCGAGAAGAUAUCGGAUUCAAGAUGCAUGAUAUAGUGCAUGAUUUUGCCCAAUAUAUGACAAAAAAUGAAUGUCUAACAGUGGAUGUCAAUACACUUGGAGGCGCAACAGUGGAGACUUCAAUUGAAAGGGUUCGUCAUUUAAGCAUGAUGCUGUCAAAGGAGACCUCUUUUCCGGUGUCCAUUCACAAAGCAAAAGGUCUUCGCAGCCUCUUGAUCCAUACUAGAGACCCUUCGCUUGGAGCUGCACUACCUGAUGUAUUCAAGCAGUUGACAUGCAUCAGGUCAUUGAAUUUGACAGGGUCUUCAAUCAAAGAAAUACCAAACGAGGUAGGGAAAUUGAUACAUUUGAGACACCUCAAUUUGGCAUAUUGUGGAGUGUUGGGGUCCCUGCCAGAAACUAUGUGUGAUUUAUGCAAUCUGCAAUCCCUAGACGUUACUUGGUGUUAUUCUCUCAAGGAAUUGCCCAAGGCUAUUGGAAAACUUAUCAAAUUGAGGCAUCUCCGAAUUGAUGAUUCAGAUGUGGCCUUCAUACCAAAGGGAAUAGAGAGGAUAACAUGUCUUCAAACAUUAGAUGUAUUUACUGUGUGUGGUGGUGGUGAGAAUGAUAGUAAAGCAGCUAAUCUAAGAGAAUUAAAAAACUUAAAUCACAUUGGAGGGAGUCUUGUUAUACGGAAUCUAGGAGGAGGUAAAGAAGAUGCGAGUGACGCUGCAGAAGCACAACUCAAGAAUAAGAAGCGCCUGCUUCGUUUGCGAUUGGUUUUUGACUACAACCAGGAGAGCGGCAUUUUAAUUGAAGCUUUAAGGCCUCCGUCAGACUUGGAAGAUCUAACCAUAGAUGGGUACGGAGGGUUGGAUUUGCCAAAUUGGAUGAUGACAUUAACCAGAUUACGGGGGCUUUCACUCGUUCAUUGCAAAAACGUGGAGGUCUUGCCUCCGUUGGGAAGAUUGCCCAACCUUGAAAGCGUGGUAUUGAACUCGUUGAAGGUGAGAAGGCUGGAUGCUGGAUUUUUAGGUAUAGAAAAGGAUGAGAAUGGCAGUAUUAAUGAAGGAGAAAUUGCAAGGGUCACUGCUUUCCCCAAAUUAAAAGAACUUCGCAUUUGUAAUCUCAAAGAAGUAGAAGAGUGGGAAGGAAUUGAAAGGAGAGUGGGAGAAGAAGAUGCCAACACAACUUCAAAAAUAUCCAUUAUGCCACAACUUCGAGAGUUGAGAAUUCAUAAAUGCCCGUUGUUGAGAGCACUACCAGACUAUGAUUUGGCAGCGCCAUUACAGGAGCUUGAACUCGAUGAUUGUACAAACUUGGAGGUCUUGCCUCCGUUCGGAACAUUGCCCAACCUUGAAGGCCUGGCAUUCGGCACGUUGAAGGUGAGAAGGCUGGAUGCUGGAUUUUUUGGUAUAGAAAAAGAUGAGAAGGCCAGUAGUAAUGAAGGAGAAAUUGCAAGGGUCACUGCUUUCCCCAAAUUGAAAAGAUUUGGGAUUACGUUUCUCGACGAAGUAGAAGAGUGGGAUGGGAUUGAAAGGAGAGUGGGAGAAGAAGAUGCCAACACCACUUCAAUAAUAUCCAUUAUGCCACAACUUCGAGUGUCGAUGAUUGCUAAUUGCCCGUUGUUGAGAGCACUACCAGACUAUGUUUUGGCAGCGCCUCUACAGGAAUUGAUCAUAGAAGGGUGCCCAAUUCUAAGGAAACGUUACGGGAAGGAGGAGAUGG